AAUUAUUUUGGCCAUUUUCAGCAGCAGCUGCUCCCGACUGAUCAUAUUUGCGAAUUGUCUUUGGCAUAUCACUCCGGCUAUUUCUGAACCUACAGCAUUCAGAAUGUGCUGAGCCAAUACCUUCAAAUAUAGCAAAUUAUUCAGUCAUGGCAGCUUUAACCUGGCUGUCAACAAAUUACUUUCCCUCUCAAAACGUAUGUUUAUGGAGCUUUGACAUCAAUAAAUAUUGAACAUACAUGCUAUUAGUGUAGGAGUUAAGUUGAAGUUUGUGGACUGAUUUCAUUGUGAAACAUUGAUUUGGGGAGACGCAAAUCUCAAUCGUGGGUUGCUUGUUUUCAUCCCUUUCACAAAUUAAACGUGUUGUCAUAAGGUAUCGUGAAUAAUGUAUGUAAUACUUUCAGUAACAGAUCUUGGUGAACUUUUACUUAGUUAAUCAGCGUCAUCCCAAAGAGUUUGUGCGCAUGAUUGACACUUGACAGGAGAUUGUAGUUGUAUUCACUAUUCAGAUCACAGGCCACAUCGCAGUGAAUAUUCACGUUUCCACCACUGGCUGUCCACAAACCGUAGAGAUGUCCAACACUCGAGAGAAGGUGGGGGACGCACAGUGGCUCCGUUGCCACUGAUAUUUACGGCUAUUUUCAAUUGGUCAGUAAAUGUCCAUUGCUUGGGAUUCCAUUCAACGCGGUCUGCCAUUCUUCAUACAAAGCAGCUCUCACACAGACACGCCUGUGCAGAGGUCCUUGUCAUCUGGUAAGCCCGCCCGGGUGUGAAACAACCUGAGAUCUCUCAAUCUGGUUAAUUAUUACUAUGAAACGGCACACCGCUCGAAGCUGUAAAUCCGACCUUAGUACUCUUGAACCCAAAAUCUAUCAGUUAACCGUUAACCAUCUGCUUCAAAGAGCUUUAAAAUUUACUUCCUUGUGCCACAAGGCCCAUUUCUCUAUAAACUGUGAAGACGGACUUUACUGAAAGAAGCUAUUUGGAUAAUAUCGUCAAAUUCACUCGAGGUGUUUUUGGCUGACAAGUUGCAAAGACGUUGGUGGGACCCUCCCAAACAAAAUGGCACUCCGCCCGUGGGCCCUCUGUCUUCUAUUUUCUUUAAUGCUCUGGGCAGAAAAUACGGAUGCAGUUCCCUGCAAUUUUAACUUUCAACCUAAUUCAUCUAUAUUUAAUGCGGAAGUCACUGAAAAUUCAGAAAACAAUUAUGCAUUUUUCAACAUACCUGUUGAAGGAAAUAUAACAGAAAUUGUUUUAGCCAUCAUACCAAAUAAUAUUUUCACAUUGCGAGAUAAACAGCUGCAAGUGGCUAAUAAAACAGCAUUGGACAGAGAGACACUGGGAGAGACUGUUAUUCUCGCGUUGACAUGCAAAUUUAAUGAUGUCGAAAAUCGGGCUACUAUUGCAGUAAAUAUUCUCGAUGUCAAUGAAUUUGACCCAGAAUUUCAAGGUACCCCUUACAAAUGGAAUAUAUCCGAGUUUUCUUCAGUGUCAACGACGUUUCCUGUACCAGCAACGGACAAGGAUAGAGGACAAAUCACAUACACCUUGGAUGAAUCAGUGCCUGGUGUCGAAUAUUUCGAGGUUCCAUUGCUCUUCAAGGGAGAAAUUUCCCUCAAUAAAACAUUGAAGUAUGAAGAUCUGUACGCACGUAAUCUGACGACCAUUGAACUCAUUGUGAAAGCUACGGACUCCAACCCGAGUAGAAACGCCACAGGCUACACGAAUAGGACGAGCACCGCCACAGUCACCGUCUCCGUGAUAGACCAAGAUGAUCAGCCACCAAUCUUCCAGCCGAAGGUCUGCUCCACAGUGGCUGACAAACAGCUGUGCGUGAACGCAAAGUACUCAGCAACGGUCAGAGAGAAUGUGAUGGAGGAAAGUAUUGUCUUUGCUCCUGCACAAAUCCGUGCGGAAGAUGGCGAUAAGGGAAUCAACGCUAUCAUAAAGUACGCGCUUCUGUCUGAAAAUGAUUUCUUUGAAAUCGAUGCAAGCAAUGGACAAAUACGCAUGAAAGAAGUAGUGCCGAGCAAGACUCAGACACCUGAAAUUAAUUUGCAGAUUGUGGCAUAUCAAGAUGACUUUCAAAAAUUCACAACUACCACAGCCACCAUUAAAGUGGUCACCAAAAAUGAGAGUCACCCCGCGUUCCCUGAAGUGGAAUACUGUGGCCAUGUUCCCAACAACGCCGACGUCGUCUUUGCCACGAUGUGCAACAGCCCAAACACCCUACAGCUGCAAGUCAACGAUGCGGAUUACGCCACUGGACAUCCAAUUGUUGAAUACACGAUUGUGGGAGCAGGCAUGGAACACAUCGAGAUAAAUCCGACUGGCUAUGUCCUCGUUCGCAGCUCCAACCUCGACGCAGGCCAGCAGUACAUGUUUGACAUAGAAGCGAAGGAUAUUGAAAACGGUGACAUUUCCACAACUCGCCUCACGAUAAAUGUGCAAGCCGGUUCCGAUGGAUCAACUGUGACCGGGCCACAGAUAACUGCUGGAGGUUCGGAUAGACCAACAGUCACCGGGCCACAGCCAACCGCUGGAGGUUCCGAUAGACCAACUGUGACCGGGCCACAUCCAACCGUUGGAGGUUCCGACAGACCAACUGUCACCGGGCCACAUCCAACCGAUGGAGGUUCCAACAGACCAACUGCCCCUGACCCACGCCCAACCGCUGGAGGUUCUGACAGCCCAACUCUCCCUGACCCACGUCCGACCGCUGGAGGACCAGAAAAAAUCUACACGGCACAGGAUAUGGCCAUCGUGGGUGGAGUCCUCGGUGCGCUUCUGGCGGUCGCACUUGGGGUUAUCGGAUUCCUCCUCUUUAAGGUGCUUUCCAAGCAAAAGAAGGCAGUCAAAAUUGAGGACGAUGCCAAAUACGGCGGCGGUGGUGGUGAUGAUGAUGGCGGCUAUGCCAACAGCCGCAACGGAAGCGGACAGCAAGAUGACAUUUCCAUCGCAGAUAUGGGAAGGGAUGACGAUCCCAACAUGGUGAACUAUUACAUCCACUUGCCUAAAGAUCACAUGCAGGACACGGACGUGGAUCGCAGCAGCGGGUACAACUCGGUGUCGGGCAGGCCGACGACGCCGCUGCGGGACGCGGAGGAGGAUCCGGCGCCCCCGCCGCAGCCGCGCGACAAUCCGGCGUUCGCGGAGGACGCGGCCGCCGCCGCCGCCACCGACGACGAGCAGGCCAUCCACACCAAGUCCAUCCUCGUGACGGUGAACAGCAACGAAAAGGCGGCCAACGACAAGGCCGGCUACAAGGCCGUGUGGUUCAAGGACGAGGUCAUCCCCGACGGCGGCGAGGCAGCGGACGAGGCGGACGGCAGGGCGGUGGGGGUGAGGUUCGAUGGCGAGCCGGCGGAUGACGCGGAGGGGAAAGAGUCCUCCGGAGCAGCGGCUCCUGGCAGCGGUGGCCCCCACGGCUUGGAUUCGAGCGCGAUGCACACGGGAGGCGCGGUUGCAGAAGAAGAUGAAUUUGCCUUCCUGUAA
Messenger RNA from Petromyzon marinus (sea lamprey), 3492 nucleotides. The record is from RefSeq and is a predicted model, not a curated record. NCBI's taxonomy places the organism in Eukaryota, Metazoa, Chordata, Hyperoartia, Petromyzontiformes, Petromyzontidae.